AUGCGAACAGAUCCAUAUUGGAAUCAACGCAGCGCAAGUAGCCGGCCUGCGGGCCCGAAUGGCCAUUCAAUACAUGGUUUUGGGGCUACAGCCGGUCCGAGGUUCAAGGAUACUCCGUUCUAUGCUCUCGAACACCGGGUUGGCGAUGUUCGCGUCUGUGAAAUUAUGAGCCAACACAGAAACAUGGUUUCCAUCCCGGUUAAAAUGAGCGAGUGCCUGGGGGUCAACAAGGUCCUUGAAGAUAAAUCAUACCGGGUCAUGGUGUUUUGCGCCGAUAACAACAAUAACGAGCCUCAAAACAUUGCCUUUCCUCAUCAAUCGGAAAUCAAGGUCAACGGCAACGAGGUUAAAGCUAACCUAAGAGGUCUAAAAAACAAGCCAGGUUCAACACGACCAGUGGAUAUUACGAGCUAUCUCCGUCUGAAAAAUGACAAUCGCAAUCUCGUCGAAUUCACGUACGCCUUGACACAGAAGAAAUAUUACCUUGUUCUCUACGUCUGCAAAACUACGUCAGCUCAGGAGCUGGCUGAGAGAAUCAAAGGGGGCAAGAAGAUCCCCAAGCAGUCUGUCAUUCAGGAGAGUAAGUCUUUUGAGCCUCCUCUGAGCAGUCCGAACAGCUAUUGA
Colletotrichum truncatum is the source of this 624-nucleotide messenger RNA. RefSeq names its product sumo ligase. Gene Ontology annotation, molecular function: SUMO ligase activity; zinc ion binding. Gene Ontology annotation, cellular component: chromatin. Gene Ontology annotation, biological process: protein sumoylation. NCBI's taxonomy places the organism in Eukaryota, Fungi, Ascomycota, Sordariomycetes, Glomerellales, Glomerellaceae. The record is from RefSeq and is a predicted model, not a curated record.